Molecule: messenger RNA, 237 nt
Organism: Echinostoma caproni
Lineage: Eukaryota; Metazoa; Platyhelminthes; Trematoda; Plagiorchiida; Echinostomatidae
Source: the annotation of a GenBank genome assembly
AUGGACACAGAUCUUUACGACGAGUUUGGAAAUUAUAUCGGUCCUGACCUUCUGUCCGAUGAAGAAGUUGAUGAAGACGCUGAAAGCAUUCAAGAGGAUGCCAAGUCCGACGAGGAUGUAGAUAUGGAUCAUGCUGUUGUCGGUGUUGGUGAAGAGCCGACGGAGGAAAGCUUGGCGGUAAGCUUCGUAACCCAUCGGUCAAUGCUUUUAGUGAAAUUACGAAGUAUUUUGUUCUGA